UUUCAAAUGAAUGUGAGAAUUUUCCUUCCCUGCUAAAGGCUAGCAUUGAUAAUACACAUAUAUUUUGGAAGAGAUUUCCAGGAGUGUGUAUUAUACCUUAUUAACUGAGCAGUAAGAGGAUUCCAGGUGUAUCUAUCUGCCUUGUAACUUACCUGGAGAGCACCCCGCGAGCUGAUAGUGCUGAGGGACGUUGUUACCCCACCACCAGCUAAGAACCCACCAGAAGGAGAUCCACUGUUCUACCUCUUGUGGCCACCAUGCUGUCCAUCCGCCUCUUCAGACCCCUGUCACAGCUGCCAGGGAGAACCCUGAGUUGCUAUGACAGAGAAAAUGGAACAAGGCGCUCGCUGCUGUUUUACUCCGCCUCCCUGGUCCCUAGCAGCCGUCGUGCUUAUUCCGAUGAGGUGAAGCCGGUUGGCAGCAAAGCCGUCCUGGUCACAGGCUGUGACUCGGGAUUUGGGUUCUCCUUGGCCAAGCAUCUGCAUUCAAAAGGCUUCCUUGUGUUUGCUGGCUGCUUGAUGAAGGACAAAGGAGACGAUGGGGUCAAGGAGCUGGAUAGCUUGAAGAGUGAUCGACUAAGAACUGUCCAGCUCAAUGUCUGCAAGAACGAGGAGGUGGAGAAAGUGGUGGAGAUCGUCCGCUCGAGCCUGGAGGACCCUGAGAAAGGCCUGUGGGGCCUCGUUAACAAUGCGGGCAUCUCGACUUUUGGAGAAGUGGAGUUCACCAGCAUGGAGACCUACAAGGAAGUGGCAGAAGUGAACCUCUGGGGCACCGUGCGGAUGACAAAAUCCUUUCUCCCCCUCAUCCGAAGGGCCAAAGGCCGCGUCGUAAACAUCAGCAGCAUGCUGGGCCGCAUGGCCAACCCGGCCCGCUCGCCUUACUGCAUCACCAAGUUCGGGGUGGAGGCCUUCUCCGACUGCCUGCGCUACGAGAUGCACCCGCUGGGUGUGAAGGUCAGUGUGGUGGAACCUGGCAACUUUAUCGCCGCCACCAGCCUCUACAGCCCCGAGCGCAUCCAGGCCAUUGCCAAUAAGAUGUGGGACGAGCUGCCCGAGGUGGUGCGUCAGGACUACGGCAGGAAGUACUUUGACGAGAAGAUCGCCAAGAUGGAGACCUACUGCAACAGCGGCUCCACAGACACGUCCCCUGUCAUCAACGCUGUCACGCACGCCCUGACCUCCGCCAGCCCCUACACUCGCUACCACCCCAUGGACUACUACUGGUGGCUUCGAAUGCAGGUCAUGACCCACUUGCCCGCAGCGGUGUCCGACCGGAUCUACAUACACUGAAGUUUCCCACCGGCCUCUGCUUGGGGGACCCUGCUGGGAGGGAGG
Lontra canadensis (Northern American river otter) is the source of this 1334-nucleotide messenger RNA. RefSeq names its product 3-hydroxybutyrate dehydrogenase 1 (gene BDH1). The transcript has 7 exons. Lineage: Eukaryota; Metazoa; Chordata; Mammalia; Carnivora; Mustelidae. The record is from RefSeq and is a predicted model, not a curated record. The coding region runs from base 258 to 1289 and encodes 343 amino acids. Gene Ontology annotation, molecular function: oxidoreductase activity.